Calypte anna (Anna's hummingbird) is the source of this 2573-nucleotide messenger RNA. RefSeq names its product neurochondrin (gene NCDN). Gene Ontology annotation, biological process: neuron projection development; regulation of neuronal synaptic plasticity. The record is from RefSeq and is a predicted model, not a curated record. Gene Ontology annotation, cellular component: dendrite. Bases 69 to 2273 code for a protein of 734 amino acids. NCBI's taxonomy places the organism in Eukaryota, Metazoa, Chordata, Aves, Apodiformes, Trochilidae. The transcript has 6 exons.
GGGAGUGAGGGAAGCGCCGGGAGAGCCCCGGGAGAGCCACGGGAACGGCCCCGGGAACGGCCACGGGAAUGGCGUCGGGAAUGGCCUCGGGAAUGGCGUCGGGAACGGCCCCGGGAACGGCCUCGGGAAUGGCCGCGGGAACGGCCCCGGGAACGGCCUCGGGAAUGGCCGCGGGCAGCGGGGACGGAGAGGCCACACUGAAGCGGUGCCUCGGUGUGCUCCGGGAGGCGAGGGACGACAGCGAGCAGUUCGCAGCUCUGCUGCUGGUGACCAAAGCUGUCAAAGCUGGAGAAUUAGACGCCAAGACCCGUCGCCAGAUCUUCGAUGCAAUUGGAUUCACGUUUCCCAAUCGGCUGCUGAGCUCCAGGCAGCCCCCGGCCGGGUGCCCCCCCCACACCUUCCGGGCAUUGGGACUGACACUCCUGGCCUGUUUCUGCACCGAUCCAGAGCUAGCUGGGCACUCCCAGAUCCUGAACAAAAUCCCAACCUUCAAUGACAUCCUGGUUUCCCCUGGCAAUCCUGAAUCCAUGGUGGAUGAUGCAUACCAGUGCCUGAGUGCUGUCCUGGCCACCACCAGAGGCCCCAGAGAACUGGUGACCAAAGGGACUGUGCCUGCCCUCUGCCAGGCUUACAUCAGCCAUGGCUCUGACCGUGCCUUGACACUGCUGCUGGGGCUGUUGGCCCUGGCAGAGGCAAGGUGCUGGCAGAGAGAUGCUCCACACCUCCUGGCCCUGCUCAGCAAGCUCUCGGGUGAUUUCCUCAAGGCUGAAGACAUGACCAAAUUUGAGCUGUGUGAAGUUCUGCCUCGCUUCAUCCCCCUGUCACCACCACUCACACAGGACUCUCAGGGCUCUGAGUGCCUCCACAGGCUUUACAGAGGCUUGGCUGACAUCUUGGGCAGUAAACUCAGCCACAGGCAGCGGGACCCUGCUCUGAAGCUUGCUGCCUGCCUUGUGCAGGCCUGUGGGGCAGAGUGGAUCCCAGCAGGGAGUGCUGGGAGCAAGUUUUUGGCUUUGCUGGUGAACUUAGCUUGUGUGGAGGUUCGCCUGACCUUGGAGGAGCCAGAUCCCUUGGAUGUGGAAGGGAAAAAAGAAGUGGUAACAGCCUGCUAUGUCCUUAUUGAGAUGGGGAUCCAGGAGUGCCUGAAAGAAGAGAAGCCUCUUCUAGAAGAGGAGCAGAAAAUGCAGCUCAUGAGGAUUAUGGAGGAGGCUUUUGGAGCUGUGAUAUUCUACUUGAGACAGGUUAAACAGGAGGAGCUACAAGAUCCUUUCAUAUUUGCUUCUGUUCGAAUCCUUGGAGCCUGGAUGGCAGAGGAGACAUCCUCCCUCAAGCAGGAGAUCUGUGAGCUCUUGCCUUUCCUUGUUCAUUAUUCCAAGAAGCUUUUUGAGGAGGGCAGCCCAGCUGCAGGACUGCCUCAGCCACAGCUGCUCAGCCCCGAGGGCUCUGCCUUACCCCGGGAUGCUCUGAGAUUGCUGCUCCCUGGCUUUUGCCACCUAACAGCAGAGGACAAGCCCCGGGACAUCCUCAUCUCAGCAGGGGCCCCAGCACUGCUGUGUGAGUACUUCCUCCAUCAGUGGGAUGUGCUGACCACCGAGUCCAAGUCCCUGUCUCCUCUGACCAGCACUGAGAUGAGUUUGCAGACUUUGUGUGGGAUUUUCCUCAACCUUGUUGUGACUGCCCCAGACCUCAUCAGGCAAGACGAAACCUUUUCCUCCCUGAUGGACGUGUUGCUGAAGUCUCUUCCACUACUGCUGCCCCAGAAAGAUCACCUGGUCCUGGCAGCAAACUUUGCUACUCUGGGCCUGAUGAUGGCCAGGAUCCUCAUGAGCUCAGCAGUUCUCCAGGGGACACCGCCGGCCAAGGAGUUCUUCAGCGCCGCCAUCCUCUUCCUCUCACAAGCCCACACCACCCAGGCAGACCCCGGCCAGGAGGGUUUGGUUGCAGCCCUGUCACCUGCCUACGUGGGUGCCUGGCCUGACGUGGGUGAGCUCUGGUUCCUGGGAAUGCAGGCUCUGGCUGCCUGUAUCCCACUGCUUCCCUGGCUGCCUGGAGCCGUGCUGCAGGCGCGGUGGCUGCAGAGCCUCUCAGAGCUGCUGAGCCGUGUCGCCCCGGCCUCGCUGGAUUUUGAGCUCAUUGCUGCUUUCCAGGGGGUGUUGGUGGAGCUGGCCAGAGCCAGCAAGCCCUGCAGGGACCUGAUCCUGUCACACCAUGGCAUGGAGUGGGCCAACCUCUACGGUAUGGCAGCUUUGGAACAGUGUUUGUCUGAGCAGUGAGGACCGGGAGCACCCCUGGGCUGGGAAAUGAAGCCAGACACCUGGACAAGAUCUGUUCCAUGUUUUUCCUGCAUCCUUUGCUGCCAGAUGGGGACAAAAAAAAACCCCAAAACAACAUAUAAAUGACCAAACUUUAUAAAACUGGAGUGGUGCAGCAGAACUCAGCAGGAUUUGCACUCUCCACAACCUGACGUGAAGAGCUUCCUCAGAUUCACUUCAACAUGCACCUGAUUCACCUUCUGUCAGUAUUUCCUUUUCAAAACACAUUAAAGAUGUUUUCUGUUGCUUUGUUUUUAAAAC